Budorcas taxicolor (takin) is the source of this 759-nucleotide messenger RNA. Its product is annotated as mast cell protease 2-like. The coding region runs from base 1 to 759 and encodes 252 amino acids. Gene Ontology annotation, cellular component: cytoplasm; intracellular membrane-bounded organelle. Gene Ontology annotation, biological process: proteolysis. The record is from RefSeq and is a predicted model, not a curated record. Lineage: Eukaryota; Metazoa; Chordata; Mammalia; Artiodactyla; Bovidae. The transcript is spliced from 5 exons. Gene Ontology annotation, molecular function: serine-type endopeptidase activity.
AUGCAUCGUCCUCCUCUCCCGCUGGUGCUCCUCCUCCUCUGCUGCAGAGCCCAGGCCCUGGGGUUCUGUGUUCCAGGGGAGAUCAUCGGGGGCACAGAGAGCAAGCCACACUCCCACCCCUACAUGGCAUACCUGGAAAUUGUCACCUCGCGGGAGAAGCAGGUGGCUUGUGGUGGUUUCCUGAUAAGAAGGGACUUUGUGCUGUUGGCUGCGCACUGUGCAGGAAGGUCUGUAACAGUCACCCUUGGAGCCCAAAACAUACAGAAGAAAGAAGACACAUGGCAGAGGCUUGAGGUCAUAAAACAGUUUCCUUACCCAAAAUAUGAGCCUGUUGGUCUCCAGGACAUCAUGUUACUGAAGUUGAAGGAGAAAGCCAACCUGACCCUGGCCGUGGGGACACUCCCCCUUCCACCCCAUGUCACCUUCAUCCGUCCCGGGAGAAUGUGCCAGGUGGCUGGCUGGGGAAGAACAGGUGUGAAGGAACCAGCCUCCAGCACUCUGCAAGUGGUGAAGCUGAGACCCAUGGAGCCCUGUGCCUGCAGCCACUUCCCUGCUUUUGACCACAAUCUCCAGCUGUGUGUGGGCAAUCCCCAGAGCACAAAAUCUGUAUUUAAGGCAGACUCAGGGGGCCCUCUUCUGUGUGCUGGGGUGGCCCAGGGCAUUGUCUCCUAUGGACUGUCCAAUGCAAAGCCCCGUGACAUCUUCACCCGGAUCUCCCCUUACCGGCCCUGGAUCGAUGAGGUCCUGAAAGAGGAUUAA